Messenger RNA from Ostreococcus tauri, 366 nucleotides. RefSeq names its product RNA polymerase II, Rpb4, core. Gene Ontology annotation, cellular component: RNA polymerase III complex. The transcript has a single exon. NCBI's taxonomy places the organism in Eukaryota, Viridiplantae, Chlorophyta, Mamiellophyceae, Mamiellales, Bathycoccaceae. The record is from RefSeq and is a predicted model, not a curated record. The coding region runs from base 1 to 366 and encodes 121 amino acids. Gene Ontology annotation, biological process: transcription initiation at RNA polymerase III promoter. Gene Ontology annotation, molecular function: nucleotide binding.
AUGCGCGUCGUCACCCUCGCCGGCGGCCUGCUCACGAACGUCGAGUGCCUGGAUCUGCUCAGGGAACGCGCGGGGACGAGCGCGCGGGCGGCGGCGUACCCGCAGCCGCACGACCCGUUCCCGACCGAAUUGCAGUGCUACGACGCGCUCGCGGCGUCCCCGGCUGGGGCGCAGGCGCGGGAGCGCGUGCAGGCGUUCAUCGACGCCGUGGACGCGGUGGAACUGACGAAGGCGGAGAUCGUGCAGUUGAUCAAUCUGAAACCGAGGGAACGGGUGGUGAUUCACGCGGUCGUCGAGUCGUGCGCGAAACGGUUGAGCGACGACGAGGUGGAUGAUCUCUUGCAUCUGUGCGAGGAGUAUCUAUGA